CACUCUCUUUCCUCUCUUGCUCUUGGAUUCUUCUGCUGUCGCAUCUCUCUCUCUCUCUCGCUUAUGGCAGCUGCCAUUAAAGCUCAUCUUUAGAGCUAAAUGACCUUUCUCCCUUAGGUGUCUUCUUCAACCUUUUGCUUAGAGUUUAGAGCUCAUCUUUUGCUGGCACAAACCUGCUUAUUUCGCAAUGAAGUCCUCGACUCAGCUUGAUUUCGCUACUUUUCAGCUCACACCUACUCGAACAAGGUGUGAUUUGAUAUUAUCUGCAAAUGGGAAGUCCGAGAAAAUAGCUUCUGGUUUGUUGAAUCCUUUUCUUGCCCAUUUGAAGAUUGCACAAGAACAGAUGGCCAGAGGUGGUUAUUCCAUUAUUCUUGAGCCAGAUCCUCACAGUGAUAGAAUAUGGUUCACAAAGGGUACCAUGGAGAGGUUUGUCCGAUUUGUAAGCACCCCUGAAAUUUUGGAAAGGGUGUACACUAUUGAGUCAGAGAUCUUACAGAUUGAGGAGGCAAUUGUGAUUCAGGGCAACAGUGACAUGGGGCCUAAUGUUGUAGAUGACGAGCAAGGAAAGCCUACAAAGCUUAUAGAAGGUGCCACCGAAGCAAGCAAGUCUCUUCUGGAUGGUAAUGAGGAGAAAGCAAUUGUUCUGUACAUGCCAGAUGCGCACUCACUGGAGACCAAUGGACAUACAGUGUUAGAGGAGAACUCGAAAGCUCAGCUUCUGAAAGUCCUGGAGACACGCAAAGCUAUGCUUCAAAAGGAGCAAGGAAUGGCAUUUGCUCGUGCUGUUGCUGCUGGUUUUUACAUUGAUCAGAUGUCACCAUUGAUAUCAUUUGCCAACAACUUUGGAGCCUCACGAUUGAUGGAUGCAUGCGUAAAAUUCAAAGAACUAUGGAAAAGAAAGCAUGAAAGUGGCCAAUGGCUCGAAAUUGAAGCAGCAGAAGCACUAUCCAGCAGGCCAGAUUUCUCCCCUUCCAUGACUGCAUCAGGGAUUAUACUUACAAGUAUGACUGACAAGCAGACAGAAUCUCAAAUUGAACCAUCUUCAACAAAUAAGGGGAAUGCAAUUGCAGAUGGAAAUCCGCCUAUGAUAUACCAGUCACCACCAGGACACCAAGAGUAUCUUCCAGGGCAGUAUCCUCCUCAUAUGUACCCUCCCUGGCCCAUCAAUUCUCCUCCAGGUUCAUUACCUGUCUUCCAAGGAUAUCCCAUGCAAGGAAUGCCUUACUAUCAGAACUAUGCAGGAAGUAGCCCUUUCUUUCAUUCGCAUUAUCCAGUAACAGAGGAUUCUAGAUUUGGUGACGGUAAGAAAAUGGGAGGAAAAAGGCAUUCCAUGGAAAGUGGAGAUAACUCCAUUGGACCAGAAACAUGUAAGACGAAUGCUUGGAAAACAAGAAUGCCUGAUGAUGCAGGAUCAGAGCAAGAAGAUUCAGAAGAUCAGAGAAAAGGUUGUCGAUUAGGUAAGAAGAAAUCAGGCGUGGUUGUCAUCCGCAACAUCAACUACAUUGCAUCGAAGAGGCAUAACUCAUCAGGCAGUGAAACGGAUUCACAAUCUGAAAGUGAAAGUGAAGAAGGAGAUUCACAGGUUAUUAGUCCAGAAAUUAAACACAAGAGGCCUAAUCAAUCCUCUAGGAGCAAAGGAAAGCAUCUAAAUUUUGGGGAUCAAUCAAACACUCCUGCAAAAACUGAUUCCCCUGAAGCUGAAGGACAUUGGCAGGCAUUCCAAAACCUUUUACUUCGGGAUGCCAAUGAAGAAAAACAUCAUGCUGAUCAAAGUCUGUUCACCAUGGAAAGGGAAACAAAGCAGAAAAGGCGACAGAAUAAAGUUGGUGAUGAUCCAUUAGUUGCUCAGGGAUGGAACAGAGAUGAAAUCCAAGAAAACGGUACUAUGGGCAUUGAUAAAGUUGGUGGAAGAAUCAACCGUGUAUCAAGAGCAUCAAAUGAUGAAUUAUUAACUUCCAGAAGAGAUAGUCUAUCAGGGCAUAGCCAUAUGAAUGUGCAGGCUACAGAACUAGAUGGAGGAAGAAAUGGCUACAGGAGGCCCGGUAGUGAUGAUUUUGUGGUUUAUGGACAAAAGGGUCAAAGUCACUCUAAUGGCCACUUGGAUCCAUUAGCUAUAAAUGGCUUUGAUAAUACACAAAAAAGCUAUGAUAAAAACUCUUCAAAUAAUUUGGAUGGUGGUUCUUACAUAGUUCCAUUGAGAUCAAUGACAAUGGAUGCAGUUGGAAAAGACGGUAGAAGUGCUGUUGACAUGGAUUCUGAGUUUCCAUCUUCAAAUCAUAAGGCAGAAAACUUGUCCAACAGAGUUGCUACCUAUGAGCCAGAUGUUCUGAAUCUGAUGCCAAAGCGUGAAGCAGAAAAUGAUCCUGCUGGUUAUGAUCCUGCUUUAGAAUAUGAAAUGCAGGUCCAUGCUGGAUGCGUACCAGCUUCGGAUAAAAAAAAGGAAGUGGUAACUGAUGUUAAACAAGGGACUAAAAGGUUGGACAAGGAUCGAAAGCCAAAAAUUACUCCUGAUAGAAAAACUGGGGGGCCAAUAAGGAAGGGAAAGCCUUCUAAGUUGAGUCCUUUGGAUGAAGCAAGAGCACGUGCUGAAAAGCUAAGAGCUUAUAAAGCUGAUCUCCGGAGAUUGAAGGAGGAGAAGGAGGAGGAGGCAAUAAAAAGAAUAGAAACUUUGAAGCUAGAGAGGCAGAAGAGAAUUGCAGCAAGGGGUAAUAGCACAUUGCCCUCUCAGCAAACUAGAAAGCUAUUGCCAACAAAAAUGUCACCCAACUCUCAGAAAGGAUCAAAAUUUAGUGAUUCAGAUCCACUAUCAUCAUCUCCUCUGCAAAGGUUCCCAAUCAGAACGGCUUCAAUUAGUUCCAAUGAUUCCAACAAAGCUGCAAAACCCAGCAGAUUGGUUGGUGGAAAGCAAUCAGCUGAAAAUAGGUUAACUCAAUCUGUAUCUUCAUUAGCUAAGCUCAAGAAGGAUAACAAUGAUGCUUCAAAUGACAAAAAAGUAUCCAUGGCUCGUAUUAGAAGAUUAUCAGAACCAAAAAUGAGCACCAGCGAUCAUGCUUCUUCCAUCAAGAUACGGACCACCGAGCCAGCAUUAAAGGCAAAAGUAACUAAGGAGACAGAGAACAAAAAAAAGAUACCUAAUGAGACUGAAAGCAAAAAGAAGAUAUCUGCUAUAAUGAAUUUGGAUAAGAUCAAGGCUGCAACUCUUCCAGAACUUAAAAUUAGAACGCCUAAGGGACCUGGCGCUACAAUUGGCAACUCAAUAGGAACUGAAGGUGCUUGUGCUUCCAUGGAAAGAAACACGGCUGAAGUCUCACAUCAUAAUGAACUGGAUGACAACCCUGUUGUUGAGAAGACUGUUGUUAUGCUAGAAUGUGAGAAGCCCUCCAUCUGUACAGGAAAACCUGAUGUCCCAUCAGAUUUUUCUGCCACCAAGGCUUUUAAUUCCCAAAUUGAAGUGUCCUGUGUCAAUAGAGAAUCCAUCAAGCAAAAAUCACAGGAUCAGUUGAGUUCUCAUGAGGUGACAGCGGAUGGUGCAGAUCAGGAAGCACAAAAGUUUUCAUCUCCUAGUAUUACUGAAAGCAUAUAUAAAGCUCCACACGCCCGUGUAUCUUCUUUUGAACAUCCUUGCACACGCGUUUCAGAGUAUGGAAAAGCAACCCCACCAGAUUUGGAGAGUGCAACAUCAGGCACUGAAACUGCUAAAGCCUAUGUUCCUGAUUAUGGAAACGCACAAUUGGCAAAGAUUCCUGAAGCAUCAGAGAAGUCUGAGGUAAAAAAAUCAUCAAAAGGGCUCAGAUUAUUAUUAAAGUUUGGGAGAAAGAAUCAUAGCUCAGGUACAGAUGAACAUAAUGAGGAAUCAGAUAAUAUCAGCGAAAAUGAUUCUGAAGCCAAUGAUGUUGGGGCAAAUACCACUUCUCACAAUGAAGUUCCUACACUGAAAAAUCUGAUUUCUCAAGACGAAACUCCCACUGCCAGCAAAACUCAGAAGUCUUCUCGUGCAUUUUCCCUGCUAUCACCUUUCCGAAGCAAGAACAGUGAAAAGAGAAGUGCAUGACACGCCACAAUUUUGUGGUGCUGCUAAAUAUGUAUGUAAAGUCGAGGAACCAUCAAGUUCAACCUUGUGUUUUGCAGGGCGCAAGCCUGAUUGGGUUAUGAAGAACGCAACGGUUUGUUUUUUUAUCCUUUUACUACUGUGGCUAUAUAGAAAAAGUUUUAGUAACGUUAUCUUAAACAUGGGCAUUGUAUAUUUUACAUAUGUGUUCCAGUGAUGAACUUCCCUGUAGUAUCCAUUAUGGCUUUAUUAAAUGAAAACCAGUUUCAAAUUAUGCAACA
Messenger RNA from Cucurbita maxima (winter squash), 4329 nucleotides. Its product is annotated as COP1-interacting protein 7. Bases 188 to 4051 code for a protein of 1287 amino acids. The record is from RefSeq and is a predicted model, not a curated record. The transcript is spliced from 14 exons. NCBI's taxonomy places the organism in Eukaryota, Viridiplantae, Streptophyta, Magnoliopsida, Cucurbitales, Cucurbitaceae.